AUGGACCGGCCCAAGCCCAAGCGAGCAGCACGCCGUGCCCAAGUAACGAGGAUAGUCAACGAGGUCAUCGACCUUCGACAGAAUCUCAGCGUAAAUAGGACCACGUUGAAUGGACUACUGGCUCGAUUGGAAGUGGCCGAUCGGGAACUCCGAAAGGUGAAUGAGGAGAUUGAAGUCUACAUCAAGGAGGACGAACUCGCAACGGAAUACGAAACCAUGUUUAGUUAUGAGGAACAGGCGGCCAAUGCCAUGGCCGAGGUGCAAACCCGUCUAGCCGACCUUCACUCCGUGGAACAGCAGGUAACUUCGGUGACCUCAGAGGCUCUUUUGCCUGCCACGCCACGAGCCAGCGAGCAAGCUCCGGCAGGCGUCAAGCUCCCAAAGCUGCAACUGAUGACUUACGGGGGCGAGCUCACCCAAUGGCAGAUGUUCUGGGAGCAAUUUCGCACUGCGGUGCAUGACAACCGGCGACUCAACAAGACUGAGAAGUUUCAGUACUUGACCACUUUGCUGAAAGGCCGAGCUGCAGCCGCCAUCCGUGGGUUGCAGGCAACUGCUAGCAACUAUGACGACGCCAUCGAGAUCCUGGUACAGCGUUUUGGAGAUACGUAUCAGAUUGAGCGAGAGUAUCUGGCCAAGCUACGAACUUUGCCAGGGGUAAAGUCCCGAAGAGAUCCGUCAGGGCUCCGACGUCUGUACGACCACGUUCAAGCCAAUGUUCGUGGCCUGAAAGCCCUGGGUGUAAUGACAAGCAGCUACGCACCAAUGUUGGCGGACAUCCUUCUGUCCGCGAUCCCUUCGGAAAUGGUUGUCGAGUAUCACAGGACCGUGCGGUAUGGAACGACUGCCCUCCGCGACACUACAGCCGUUCAGAGCGCGACGGCCACACCGGAAGCUCAAGUUGCUACGGCCGAGGGAGGGACAGAUGAGUUGACUAAGGUUCUCAACUUCAUUGCAAUCGAAGACCAAUCGACGAAUCGGUGCACCAGAAGAGGACAUCGUUCAAGGUACUGUCGCGCCAAGGUGACCUGCAGCAGUUGUGGCAGCAGGCACGUUGCCGUAGUCUGCGACCCGUCGCGAUCACAACCUGGACGUGCUUCUGACGCCGUGGUGAUGACCAGUGUGAUGGCAGUGAGCAACCAGAUCAUAAGUAACAAAGACAAGCGACCUCAUGACACGGAGGUACUACUACAAACUUUUCGGGCUUGGGCUUCAUCUGACACUGCGUGUACCCAGCUACGAGGGGUGGUGGACGGAGGGAGUCAAAAAACGUUCAUUCGAGAGGAUAUUGCGCAAAAGCUCAAGUUACAAGUUGUUGGUGAGGCGAAACUACACAUCCACACCUUCGCAAACCAAGCCACAACCACCAAAGUCCACCUGGGGAGAGUAGUAGAAGUGCACCUGCGAAGCCAGUACAGUCCACUUGACUACGUGAUACGUGCAGUCACUAUCCCGUUCAUCUGCCAGGAUCUUCCCGAAGUGCCUACCACUCAGCAGUUUGUGGAAUUGUUACGACGAGAAGGACAUCUAAUUGCAGACGACGUUCUAUUCCCAAGCGUGAACUGUGAAGCAGGCAUAGGUCUACUGGUUGGCAGCGACGAAUUGUGGAGACUCUUAACAGGAGACGUGAAGAGGGACAAACAGGACGACAGAUUGGUAGCCAUUGAUACGGUCUUUGGCUGGACCUUCCAAGGACCCUCUCGUCUCGGCAGUGAGUGCACGGAACGAUCGACAACAGCCGUGUGCGUCCUAAGGAUGGGAUGCACAGCCGAAGAACAAGACGUGAUAAAAAAACUUCUGGGAGUUGGAUAG
Ornithodoros turicata is the source of this 1812-nucleotide messenger RNA. RefSeq lists its product as uncharacterized. The record is from RefSeq and is a predicted model, not a curated record. The coding region runs from base 1 to 1812 and encodes 603 amino acids. Lineage: Eukaryota; Metazoa; Arthropoda; Arachnida; Ixodida; Argasidae. The transcript has a single exon.